Peniophora sp. CBMAI 1063 is the source of this 1278-nucleotide messenger RNA. Lineage: Eukaryota; Fungi; Basidiomycota; Agaricomycetes; Russulales; Peniophoraceae. The record is from the annotation of a GenBank genome assembly.
AUGCGUUUGCGAGACCUUUUCCGUCGGCGUAUCGAGUCUCGCGCAGUCACAGGCGCACCUCCGCUCAACUCUACGGACUACACAUGCAAUCUCCCCGACGACGUCGUCUACGAGCUUUUCGAAGCAGCGGCGCUCAUCUAUCCGCCGAGCGUCCUCGUAAUGACGCCCACAUCCGCCCAAACUCUUCGCGGCACGCACUCCCUGCUCGGUUGGGUGAUCCUCACCCAUAUCUGCCGGCGCUGGCGGCACAUUGGUCUAUCCGCGACUCUCGCGCCAUUGUGGGCGAGAAUUGUGUGUUUGAGCUGGAAGCCGAACGUGGCUCUCGAGCUGUCUGAGCGCGCAAGAGGAUGCCCAAUCACGAUUGACUUCUCACGACACAACGGCCAGUUCGGUCGAGAGCGCCGCGAACUCUCAUCUCUCGAGGACUGGACAUACCGGAAUAUCGGACGUACAGUUGCUUUGAUCUCGCCGGGGCAAGCUCUAGUCAACAAGCUGAAGUCGCAAAAGCUUGUACUGCCGAACCUCCGCGAAGUGCGCCUCAGCGCCUCCGAUCUGCCUUGGAACUUCGCUAUCACUGCGCAAUGGGAGUUGAGUGGACUACAGCGCGCGUGGUUGAACAUGGCGCUCCUACCUUCUUCGAUGGUUGCCACAGUCAGGGAGUUGCAUCUGCGGAUAUACGCCUCCCAUACGCCCCUCACGGAGCUGCACGAGGUGUUACGCGCAUGUGUCCUCCUCGAACACCUCGACAUAUCUGUACAUGGUGGAUGGUCACAUAAAGACUUGCCGGACAAUGCCGUCGAGCGCGAAGCACGGAAAGGGUUCAUUAUAUUCGACGGCCUCAAGACGGCGGAGGUCAAAGUUAGCGCCGACUCGAUCUUGACGGACCUAUGGAGUCCCAUUCGCUGUCCGCCGACGUUGACGUUGCAAGUAAAGUGCGCGACGAACUUUUGGUCUGGACCUCUACCGCGGGUAGAGGGUCUAUUGGAGGCGUGUAGGAGUCAAACGGGAAGUACGCUGUACGACGGAGUGGACCUGCACAUGCCAGAGGGAAACAUGCGUCGGAGUAGCAUGCGUCUGCACCUUUCGUCGUCGUCGUCGAGCGCGUCCUGCGAGCUGUCAUUUCUAUCGGACAAGACUUCACGCCUCCAGAUGCUACUCGCAUUGCCCGCUUACAUCUCCGGAGCCUCCAUCACGCAGCUCACACUGGGAGGAUCCCCUACAGCUGCGGACUUGGCGGAUGCGGAUGAGGCGAUUUGUGUGCUCGGGGGAGCAUUGUAG